Messenger RNA from Colletes gigas, 1914 nucleotides. RefSeq lists its product as uncharacterized. Lineage: Eukaryota; Metazoa; Arthropoda; Insecta; Hymenoptera; Colletidae. The record is from RefSeq and is a predicted model, not a curated record. Bases 1 to 1914 code for a protein of 637 amino acids. The transcript is spliced from 3 exons.
AUGUCAAACGCUGAGAAAUGUGCUUCCUGCAAUAAAUAUGUCAUCAAAGUAUCGCCGCGCAAAACGAUCGUGACAUCCCAAAAAAUGGCGGAAUUCUUGACGCAAUAUCUAAAAUCUCAAAUUGUGUUACAUGAUGUUUUAUGCAACAAUUGCCGAAUAAAAGCAUAUAAAAAUAAGAAAACCGACAGUGCUUGUGAUAAUAAUAAUGAAAAUGAUGUGAUUGUGGAAAGCUCAGUCUCAUCUUCAUUUGAUGAUCCAGAUUUUAAUAUUUCACUUAUGGAAUCAGCUAAAGAUGACGUUAUAAAGAUUGAAGUCCCCAUAAAAAGAACUGUUGCAACACACAAAUAUUGUUUUAUUUGUAAUGAUACAAAAAAUAUUCAUGUUAUUCCGUUUGAAGCAAGAUUACAAAUAUAUAUUAAGAUAAAAAUCUAUGUUCCUAAAGGGAAUCGAUGUUGUCGAAAACAUUUAAUUAAAAAUAAAUUGUAUAAUGACGAAUUGAAACAUAUAUCCAUUUAUUCACAUUUUAGUUCCAUUGAGCCUGUAGAAUUACAACAAUUAUUAAAUAGUUUAGCAAUUACUUGUGAUUCAACAUUGUUUGACAAAAUUGGUGAUUUUAAUAUGCCAGAAGAACAAUUAUUCAUAUUUACUGGCUUAACGUGGGAGAAUAUUAUAGAAUUGAAGACAAUGUUAAUAUCAAUGAAGAAUUCAGCAUCUCGAAAUGUUACACAGGCUAUUAUUAUUUUUUUAUUUAAAUUACGAAGUGGUAACGCAAAUGAAACAAUUGCUUCUAUUUUUCAGUUAGAACAUAAACAAUUAGUUUCAGAUUAUUCAAAUGCAGUCAUGAAUGCGUUUGAUAAAGAUGUUCUUCCCUUAAAGUUUGGUUUAAAAUCUGCGACUAGGGAAUAUCUAAUUAAUAAUCACACUAGUAAUGUAGCUAAAUCGUUGUACGACAUUGAUAACAAAUUACUAUUAAUUUGUGAUGAUGGUUAUAUUGUAGACAUUCUAGGCCCAUAUUACGCUACUCAAAAUGAUGUGUCAAUAAUGAAAGAAAUAAUGACCGAAUCAAAUGGAUUAUGUAAUUUAAUGAAAAAGGGGGAUAUUUUUAUACUCGACCGUGGUUUCAGAGACGUUAAAAAUAUGUUAACUGAACAAGGUUAUGGUGUACUAAUGCCAGCUUUAAAAGGGAAACGACCUCAGUUGUCAACUACUGAAUCAAAUGAUUCACGAUUUGUAACAAAACUACGAUGGGUGGUUGAAGCCAUCCAUGGAAUACUUAAACAAAAAUAUCGCCUUCUGGACAGAAAAUUAGACAAUAAAAUGUUACCUAAAAUUGGGAUUUAUUGUAAAAUUGCAUCAUUUUUACAAAAUCGUUAUGGCAAACGUUUAAACUCCGAUGCGGGACGAUUGGAUAUUAUUGCCCAAAUGAAAGAAAAAAAGAAUCAAGAAAACUCAUUGUCGGAAGAAAUAGAAAAGCACGGAUGGAGCAGAAAAAAAUUAAUAUUUAGCGAUAUAUCUACUUCAGAUAUUUUCGAUUUUCCGGAAAUGACGGAAAAUGAUUUACAUAUUUUAUUCACAGGCUCAUACCAAUUCUCCCAAGCUAUCUCGUAUUUGGCAGAAAUAUUGAACGCGGAUGGUUCAAUUACUGCAAAAUAUGUCAAAGAAAGAACCGGUGCAAUAUUUAACGAAGGCUUCUCUUCUACAUUGAAAACUACGGAAGCAUUAGACAUUACAAUAGGAAAACACUGCAAAAGAUUCACUGACUCUCGUGACGAGAUGCGCUUGAAUAAAGCAGAGUUCCGCAGUUUACAAAGGACAAAAGAAACUCGUACAGUUAUCAAAAUGAAGAGAACAUUACAGCAGGAAUUGUUCGAAGAAGAAGAGGGUUUAUUGUAUGGUCCCGGAAUAGCAGAUUAA